This is a messenger RNA of Amyelois transitella, 3326 nucleotides long. Its product is annotated as thioredoxin, mitochondrial. The record is from RefSeq and is a predicted model, not a curated record. Gene Ontology annotation, molecular function: oxidoreductase activity, acting on a sulfur group of donors, disulfide as acceptor. The transcript is spliced from 4 exons. Lineage: Eukaryota; Metazoa; Arthropoda; Insecta; Lepidoptera; Pyralidae. Gene Ontology annotation, cellular component: cytoplasm. The coding region runs from base 409 to 843 and encodes 144 amino acids.
AUCAAUCCUACUGCAUGGCCCCUUAACAUUAUCAUGUGUAUUCUUUUUAAAUUACUGCGAGUAAUAUGUCCAGUUUUGGUGUGGGCAUUUAUUUUCUAACGAUAUUGUGGUUUAUGACGCUAAUGCUAUGUUGGGUAUCAGUAAGAACUGGUCAUUACGUGGGGAAAAUAUCCGUUGGCGUGUCUUUGGUUCUUACAGUAGUGCUGAUAUCACUGCCAAAAGGGGACGUACAUGAUUACAGUGCCAACUUUUAUGACCAUUUGUUUGUUUUGCGAUACGCGAUCCUCUCGUUACUGCUUGUUAGCUGUGUAAUUGGUUCAGUAUUUUAUUUUGUGUACAUAUGCCUCGCGCCGAUUGAAACUCGUAAACAAACAAGUUUUGGUACUCUUUACUAACUUUUAAAAGAUCAUGUCUAAUGUUAUAUGUCGAGGCCUGGGAUCGCCCGUCAGGAGUUUAGCUAAAUUAAGGAGAGGCAACCCAAUCUCCACAUCUAUAGUCCACAAUGAAACUAUUUUAGUUAAAAAUAAUAAUGAAUUUGUUAAUAAGGUAAUGAAUAAUGACAAGCCAGUGAUAGUGAAUUUCCACGCGGAUUGGUGUGAACCUUGCAAGAUCCUUACUCCAAAGCUGAAGGAGCUCAUUGAACCGCUUGGCAAUUUGGAUCUGGCUAUUGUGGAUGUGGAGGACAAUGCUGACCUCGUACACACAUUUGAGGUGAAAGCCGUACCAGCGGUCAUAGCCAUCCGCAAUGGACUUAUAGUGGACAAAUUCAUCGGACUAGUUGAUGCAGAUAUGAUAACGAAUCUCAUCGACCGGAUGUCCGGCAAGGCGAAGGAAAAGGCGUAAGAUGACGACUUGACACUCGACUGAUAAUGGACCUUUGUUGAUGCUAUCUUGAAUACAAUCGAUAUCGACUAUGGCCUCCUUUUUUGUUUUGCUCACAUUUGUGAAUAGUAUGUCCUGUUCAUUUAUAGAUAGUUCAACUAGAACAAGACCUCCCAAGGAAUAGUAAGAAGGUUGAGAACAUUACCUCUAGGUACAGCGAUAGAAGAAUUGCCCACGACAUUUGGUGAACACAAUUUAAGCCUAUAUAAUACGGAAUUAUUGUAGUUGAGAACAAGUAUGUUAAGUCUUUGCUUCGGGGUUACAUCCAUGGAAUGUUUAACAGAGCUAUGUUAAAAUGUUAACGCCAACCCCUCUGGGAAAGAGACUUGAUUUAUGUAAAUAUGUUAAGAUGUUAACAAUUAUUUAAAACCUUAUUUCGCACACGUCAAGUUUUAAUUUAGUAUAGUUACAACCUUCUUGGAAAGAUUUAACACAAAAUGGUGGUAUACCUAGUCUAUGAAAUAUUAACCCAAAUUUUUUUCCAAUGUUUUUUUUUAUCUACAUAGUUUUAUUUAUUUUUUUGCAAUCUAGAGACCAAUUAGUUCGUAGUCAAUUAUUCUAUUAUGAAAUAAAGUUCAUUAUUGCGGGACCUAAUAAGGAGCAAGCUGCAUUUUUAUUUAAUGCACAGCUCUCCUUUUAAUGUAAUUGAUUGUGAACCAGAUUUAUCAACAAAGAACACCAUAUAUAUAAACUGUAAGUUGAUUGAAAGAAUUAUAAUGAAUGUAUUUUAUUAUGUUAGUUAUAAAAUUACUUUAUUAUAGAAAUAAGUUACAAUUAUUUACUGUAACAUUAUUGCAAAUUUUAUAGACGACCUAGUCUUCUCAAGACUGUUUUUUGAAUGUGAUAAAAAACAGGUUCGUGUUAUGUAUCGUAAACACAGUUAGAUCUUUAAGUGAAAUAUAAUAGCUCCAUCGCAAUAAAUUCUUAUUUGAUUUACCAGGUUGUAAAUUUUAACCUUUAUACUAUACUGAACUCGUUUUUAAAACAAUGUGCCUGAUUUUGAGUGUAGUAAAACUUUGAUUAUUUGUUUGAAAUAUUGUACAGUAUGUUUCAUUCAAUGAUUAUGCUUGCCAUUUCGUUUUAAGAUUUGCUAUUUUAAAAUAUGUAACCAAGUUUUUGCCUUGGGUUUUUUUUUUGAUAUGAAAUGAUAAGCACUUUUUUCGGUUCUGUUUUAUGAAAGACUUUCAUUAUUACUUCGUUUAUUAUUUGUUUCUCAAUAGUUAGAUUUGUUCUAUCAAUACAUAUCUCAGCUUUCAGCUGCCUUACAAGCUCAAUGUUGCACUAAAUGUUUAGUAAAAACCAGAUUUAGCUGGGUUACUUCAUAACAAUAUACAAUAAUAUCUGUAUAAUAUUAUAAUGACUUUAGGUCACACAAAUAGAAAAUAUAGACAAUACUCCUAAUAUAGCAAAUAAAUACUUAUUUAGAACCAUUCUCAUGCAAGUUGAUUUUCCAAAAAUCUCGGGUAGUUAUUUUAUGCGGAUAAAUAAAACAAAACAAGAGGUUAGCUACUUAUAUAUUUUUUACUAUCUUUUGUUUUAUUAAAAAGCGCAAUUUACUUUUUAAUAAUUGCAAUUUAAUACACGUAUACGAGAAACACAAUGUUCCUUAAUGUAUGGUUGAUAAAAGUAAAGUAGGUACAUCACAAAUUUAUAGCUAGUUAGUGAUAAGCAAUAGACGGACAGACGUAAUCAUAAUUUUUUUUUUAUUGAAUUCGCUUAUUAAUCCCGAUCACAUUUUAAAUAUCGACAAAAUCGUAUACAGAUUUAAACAUAAAGAAAAUUUCUAUUUUUCACUGGAGAAAUUAGAAGGCUUUAGUACCGCACUGUGCAGUAAAUUGGCACAAUUAAUAAAAUUUAUAUUUUGUGAUAUUGCGCUCAUGAUUUUCACGGGUUGAAUAUAUUGAUCUAGAUGAAUAGUUGAAUAUAUUGAUAGUUUAAUAUUGCUGAGCUUAAUGUUGCUUUUAGGUGCUCCAAAAGUCCAUCCUUUAGAAUCUAUUGUUGUAUUUCAUAUUAUUAUUAUUAUUUUGUGUUCAAUAAGAAAGUUCUGUAAAAAGAAAUUUAAAUCUCGUAUCGCUUAUUUUGUUGCCAGAAUUCAAAUUGAAAUGAGAAUUAUUUUGGUAGGCAUACAUUUUCUUAUUUCUUUCUCUUCUGUAUUUAGUAUUAGGCUCAUAAUAUUAUUCCGAUUUCUAUGAUUAGGAUAGUCCCAAAAUUAGACCAUAUUUGGGUCCACUUUACCUUAUCAUAUAAAUGUUGAUAGUUUAGGCGUAUUGUAAUGUAAAUGUAGACCAAUGCUUUUAUUUUUACUUCAAAAUAGUAAACUAGGCUUUUGUUUUCUUUCCAUUCGAAUUGUUAGACAAAAGUGAUUCAACGGAAUUGUAUUAUUUUUGCAAUAAUCCUUGACCUAAUAACGAAUGUAUAAUGAUAAUAAAUCCAUAUUUUUCUUA